Pyrus x bretschneideri (Chinese white pear) is the source of this 1182-nucleotide messenger RNA. RefSeq lists its product as uncharacterized. The coding region runs from base 1 to 1182 and encodes 393 amino acids. NCBI's taxonomy places the organism in Eukaryota, Viridiplantae, Streptophyta, Magnoliopsida, Rosales, Rosaceae. Gene Ontology annotation, molecular function: nucleic acid binding. Gene Ontology annotation, biological process: DNA integration. The transcript has 4 exons. The record is from RefSeq and is a predicted model, not a curated record.
AUGAUAAAGUGGGCAAUAGCAUUGGGUGAGUUUGACAUUUCCUACCAACCAAAGCCAGCGGAGAAGAGCCAAGCAGUUGCCCAUUUCAUCGCCGAAUUCACAUAUUCUGUAGACAUUUCUCCUAAGCCUGAGGCACUGGCUUCAUUGCCCUCAGAAGCUGGGAAAGUAAAACCAACUUUCCCAGUAUGGACUCUGUAUGUUAAUGGUUCAUCCAACCAACAGGGUUGUGGAGCAAGAUUAGUCAUCAUUACACCCGACAAAGUGGCAUUGGAGUAUGCUUUCCGUUUCAAAUUCAAGGCGUCAAACAAUGAGGUCACGAACAACUUUGAUGAUAAGGAUAACUUCAUGGCAGCAUUUCUUGCACAGACACAACUUUUGCUCAAGUACUUCCACUACCAGAUCACCCAAGUUCCUCGAGUAGCAAACAGUCAUGCAUACGCCCUGGCUCGCCUCGCUUCAGCAGUUGAAGACAAGAUCGGAAGAAAAAUUCAUGUUGAAUUGUUGGCAGCACCGAGCACCAUGGUUGUGGAACUUUUCACUCCUAUAAUCAGCCCUUGGCCUUUCACCCAGUGGGGACUUGAUUUGAUCGGCCCAAUGUCUAUGGGGAAGGGCAAGUUUGACAAUAAAAAGUUCAGGAUUUUCUGUUCUAAGUUCAACAUCAACUUAUGUUUUGCCUCCCCAGCUCAUCCUCAGGCUAAUGGGCAAGUUGAGGCCAUCAACAAGAUGAUCAAGCGCACUUUGAAGACCAACUUGGAUAAGGCUAAAGGCUAUUGGCCAGAACUUGUACCCCAAGUUCUUUGGUCAUAUCGUACUUCGUAUCGGACUUCAACAGGAGAAACUCCAUUCUCGCUUGCCUUUGGUAUAGAGGCAAUUGUCCCAAUUGAGCUUGAGCAAGCAACACACCGAGUCCAGAACUACAUGCAAAGUGAAAAUAAGAAACAACUCACCCUCAACUUGGAUCUAGUCGAGGAACACAGAGAUCAGGCUCACUUGAGGAACGUUGCUUACAAGCAGCGCAUUUCUAACUACUAUGACUCUAGGGUCAAACUUCAUUCUUUGAAAGUGGAGGACCGGGUAUUAAAGAAAAUACUACUUUGCAAUAAAGUCCCAAGCGAAGGCACACUCAAUCUAAACUGGGAUAGACCAUUUGAAGUUGUUAGCAUCAGUUGCCCUAAUUCCUAA